GAAGAGGUGACGUUGCGAGAGAGUUAUUCAAAGUGUCAUCACUCUCCCGACGUGGGUUUUCUCUGCUUGGGUCCCUCCUUUGUCUCCCUUCCCUUCUCUCUCAUCCUUUUCUUUUAUAUAUAUAUAUAUACACACACAUCUCUCCUCAUUCUCAUUCUCCUAUCUCACUUUCUCUCUCUCUUUCACUACCAUUUUCCUGGUUUUUCAAUUUUCACUCCAAAAAAUCUCAACACUCCGCCAUGUCAGCUUCUGCUAUUGUCACCGCCACCUCCAAUUCCGACGUCGUUUUACUAAUCAAUAACAACAACACCAAUCAACAACAACAACUACCGGCUUCCGCUUCGCUUAGCCGCUACGAGUCGCAGAAGCGGCGUGACUGGAACACGUUCGGGCAGUACCUGAAGAACCACCGUCCUCCGCUCACGCUCUCACGGUGCAGUGGAGCACACGUGCUUGAGUUCCUUCGCUACCUCGACCAGUUUGGGAAGACUAAGGUUCACGCCGACACGUGUCCUUUCUACGGCCAGCCACACCCGCCGGCUCCUUGCUCCUGCCCACUCAAGCAAGCCUGGGGCAGCCUCGACGCGCUCAUUGGAAGGCUCCGGGCAGCCUUCGAGGAGAACGGUGGGCAGCCCGAAACAAACCCAUUCGGUGCACGCGCUGUAAGACUGUACUUGCGUGAGGUGAGGGACUCUCAAGCCAAAGCUAGAGGAAUAGCUUAUGAGAAAAAAAAGAGAAAGAAGCCAGUGCAACAACUACUACAACAACAACAACACCAAGGUAUGAUCAGUACGACACCGUUUCAUCAGUCAAUGCCCUCAGCGUUCACCAACACGUAUCAUCCUAAUCUUGUUGUUGACCAAUCUCAGGCCAAUAAUGGCAUGGUUGGAUCGGGUAGUUCUUCUUCAAAUGGUAGAACCUCUUUGAGCUCAAUGAUACCUCUCUCAGUGUUAAACUAGCUUAUUAUAUAUAUAAUUAUAACAAGUAUAAUACACAUAUGCUUGUUAUUAGCUCGCUUUAGCUUUCAUAUGAUCUAUAUCUAUCUAUAUAAUCAUAUAUGCACUUUUUUUUUGUUGUUAUUUUGGGAGUUAUAUUAGUAGUGUUUAAUUAAAUGGGUAGCUAUAUAGUAAGAUCUUUAGAUAGAUAGAGAUGUAUAAUUUUGGGCAGUGUUUUUUUUUUUUUUACCAUUUGGGUCUAGAUGGGAUGAUGUGAUUUGAACACUGUCUGCCUUAAAUGUUAUGAUCAUAUUAUUUUAAGCAAUAUUUGGGUAUCUUUGCCCUCA
Molecule: messenger RNA, 1282 nt
Organism: Cannabis sativa
Lineage: Eukaryota; Viridiplantae; Streptophyta; Magnoliopsida; Rosales; Cannabaceae
Product: protein LIGHT-DEPENDENT SHORT HYPOCOTYLS 4
Exons: 1
Coding region: 240-959 (239 amino acids)
Biological process (GO): mRNA transcription; response to light stimulus
Cellular component (GO): nucleus
Source: RefSeq, a predicted model, not a curated record